UAUUUGCACAUCGCCGCGUAAUCAAGCACUAUUCAGUCAGGAGUGGCAAAAAUUAGCGAAUCGCGUCGUGAUCGUGAAACGGACAGACAGCAAACUAUUAUCCGAUCAGCGAGUGUGAUUGCAUGUUCAAGUUUUCUGUUGUUGUUGUACGCUAAUGGGCGUGCUGCUGUUGAGUAAAGUGUGAGAUCCUCGUCAUCUUGGUCGCGGGGUAAUAAAACGUGAUUACAGUGACAACUACCGUACAAGCGUGAAAGUGUUUUUUUCCCGUAAUCGUCAACGAUGGAUCUUCGGAACGCGAGGAGAAUCCUGUUCUUUGUUCUACUGUCUGCUGCAGCAGUUCCUGGUCAGCAGUAUACCGGAGUGAAAUCUGUGUCAUCAUCAGAUGCAAGCAAUGGUGUAGAAAAGACGCCCACAGCCGAUCACGGAGCUGGCAGAACGGGUGGAUCAACAGGAAUUUCCGCACGGUCGAUCGACAGGUUCACCAACGAGGUUCCGGCUUCGGAUAGCAAAAUCAUCAAGUUAUCGAUUAAAAAGGUCGAGCCUCGGGUGAUAUCCGGGUCUCGAGGAGCUCGGAAUUUGGGCUCGACGGACGCUUCGUUGAAUGCUAUUCCCGGAGGAUUGAACAAUGAGUUGACCAAUUUGGAUCUUAAUUCACCCCAAAGUCUACCAACAUCGGUUGCAAAGGAUAGCUACGGAAACCCGGUGACGCCUUACACGGAUCUUGCAUCGACUGGUUUGGAGUCGGUUGGAUUCCUAACGGACGUCAAUAGAGAUGCAUUGCAGAGCACCAAAUCUAAUCAGGUAGGGAGCCUAAACUUCAAGGUGCCCAGCUACGCCUCAGGAAUCAUACAACCUAUUUCGUUGCCAUCGACAAAUUUGAACAAUGGACUGCCGGUUCAAAAUCGACACAACCCACAUGAUGUCACUACUCAAACACCCUCGAGUACACCGUUCCAGUUCGUGCCGAAUGCCAAGUUUCCUACCAUUGAUGACGGAAAGAUUUUAUUCGCCCAAACGCCUCUAAAUGGAUUGCUUCCACCGUUGUUUCCGGGGGAACAAGUUCCAACAUAUAACGUCGAAGUAGGAACAGAGCGUUCCCCUAUUUUCGUGAAGGAUCCAUUCAGUGGCUCCAAGAUCGAUACGGGACUUCGGCUACCUCAAGAGAACCCGCCGAUCGAUUUUAACCAAGGUGCACAAAAACCAUUCCCUUCAUCCGCUGGACCAGCGCAAACACCACAAAUCAUCCAAGCACCACCUCAACAGACACCAUCUCAACAUACGCCACCUCAACAGACCCCACAAAUCUUCCAUAGUCCUCCAAACCCACAAAUUCCGUCUCAACCGACAAAAGCUCCCACUCAAAAAUAUACAGGCGGUUUCGGUGGUGCUCCGGGUUUCCUAGGUAACCAGCAGAACCUUGGAACAGCCUACAAACCGACCACCCCCAUCCCAUCCAUCCCCCAGAAACCAGUGUCCUUCCAGCCACCUCCACCACCAUCCACUCCACAGUUACCGACCGUAAUCAAUCCACCAGCACCCUUCCAACCACCCCCGCCGCAGCAAGCCUUUCCUCAGAGACCACAGCCCACAAAAGCUCCCGGUUCAACUUACACAGGUGAUUUCGGAUUCGCUAAUAACAGCCCCCGACCACAACAGCCACCCCAACCGACCGCUCAAAGCUUCCCUCAGCAACCAGCACCAACGAAAGCUCCAGGUGGAUUCGGUUUCAAUACGAACAACAACCCACAGCAGGCGCAACCCCGCCCGACUACGCAACGACCGGGUCAGUACGUGGGGAACAAAUUCUCCGGCAGCUUCGGGGGAGCACCGGGUCUGCUGGGAAACCAGAAACAACCGGGAACACACGUAAAACCCGACGGAACUAUUCUGCCACCCUCCGCACCAGGAGUGGCAGCUAGUGGCUCCCCUGUCGCCGGUGCUCCGGAACCAGCGGGAGGCUCGCAAUCCGUCAGUAGCAGUGGUAGUUCAUUCUCUGGCACUUUUGGUGGACCGCCGGGAAUACUGCGCCCGUUUGAUAACGUAAAGGGGUAACCAGUCGGCGGAGUGUGGCCUCUUUAGGACGGUUACCAUAAAAGUAUUUUCGAGCUGACAAGUUGUUUUAAGAGCGAAUACGAUUAAUCUGAUAUUUUUAAAACUUAAGAAGAGGUAAGACUCUCAAACAAAGCGUCAAUACCGAGCUGCAUUUUUAAUUGAUAUAUUUAAAAGCAAGAUUAUUGAAAUAAAUUAUUUUUAGACUAAGAACAUUAAA
Molecule: messenger RNA, 2269 nt
Organism: Topomyia yanbarensis
Lineage: Eukaryota; Metazoa; Arthropoda; Insecta; Diptera; Culicidae
Product: proline-rich protein 36-like
Exons: 3
Coding region: 280-2052 (590 amino acids)
Source: RefSeq, a predicted model, not a curated record